UGUCACAAAAUUGUGCAUUAAAUGGAGGGGAACAUUAGUACGUGAAACAAAUGUGACCCCCAUUGGGGUUUUAUUAUAUACCCCACACCACAGACAAACCACCCCUUCAAUUAGCUCGCUGCUUAGCUUCUUCUCCCCUCCCCCUUUCAAUUACACUAUUAUUAUUAUUAUUAUUAUUAUUAUUAUUAUUAUAUAUACGUACCACGUCCAUUCCAUUUUUUUUAAUUAUAUAUAUUUUCCAAUUUGCCAAGAACUUUCCCGUCUAUCUUAUCAUUUAAAAUAAUAAUAAUAAUAAUAGUAAUACUCCAUAUAUAAUAUAAUAUAUAUAAUAACACCUUACAUACCUUCAAGCUCUGCAAGUGCUAUUAGUUGUUAUUCCUUAGCUCUAUAACAAAGAAGGAGGCCGGAGAGAAUCAAGAAGAGGGUGGUGGCAAGAAAUGGCGGCGAUGGUCGGAGAAGAAAGCAAGUUGGAGCUGAGCUUGGGCCUUCCGGGCGGCGGCGGCGGCGGAGGUGGGGGAGGAGGGGUGCUGUCUGCAGCAAAGGGGAAAAGAGGGUUUGAAGAAACUCAAGAUGUGGAUUUGAAGCUGAAGCUUUCAUCUAAUAAUACUAAGGAUUCCCCUAUCCAAGCUUCUGAUAAGGCCAAUACCAAUAAGCCCCCAGCCAAGGCACAGGUUGUGGGUUGGCCACCAGUGCGUGCAUUCCGAAAGAAUGUCAUCGCGGCCAACAGCCAGGCCAAGGGAGGCACCCAAGAGGGCAGCGACAAGGGAGCAGUUCUGGUCAAAGUUAGCAUGGAUGGGGCACCCUACCUUCGUAAGGUAGACCUCAACCUGUACAAGAGUUAUCAGGAGCUCUCCGAUGCCUUGACCAAGAUGUUUGGCUCCUUCACUAUUGGAAACUACUGCGAAGGGGAAGGAGGGAUGAAGGAUUUCAUGAAUGAGAGCAAGUUGAUGAAUGUGCUGAGCAGUUCUGACUACGUCCCGACCUAUGAGGACAAGGAUGGUGAUUGGAUGCUUGUCGGUGAUGUUCCGUGGGAGAUGUUUGUGGAAUCCUGCAAGCGCUUGCGCAUUAUGAAAGGAAAAGAAGCCAUUGGACUUGCACCUAGAGCAAUGGAAAAAUGCAAGAACAGAAGCUGAGGAAAUGCAGCAUAUGGCUGGGUUGGGAUUGUUCGGUUACUUAUGGCGAUGUUCGAUAUAUAUAAAUUUGUGGGGUGAUAGAAAUGUGUCAGUUCGAAUGGUUGAAAGAAUUGAAGGUUGUAUGCAGAAUGUGGUUAAUUGGGUUCUGUUUGUAAUUUUUCAAGUGCGUGUCUGGUUUAAUUUGGUGUUUCUUCAAUACAAUUACUACUGCUAGUACACUGCUUCCAGUACAAUUAUUAAGCUGAUUAUGGUUUGCCUAAUAAUGGCUGGCUGUACUCCCCCCUUCCCACCAAAACCCCCAAGUAUUUUAAGUACUUCUGUGUGCUAUCU
This is a messenger RNA of Cuscuta campestris, 1463 nucleotides long. Lineage: Eukaryota; Viridiplantae; Streptophyta; Magnoliopsida; Solanales; Convolvulaceae. The record is from the annotation of a GenBank genome assembly.